CGACUUCUCUGUGAGGAGCAGCUGCUGCGCUGCUGUGUCCAAAUAAUUGGCAAUUCUCGGCCUCUUCGUCAUCAGUAACAGGCCAGAAUGCAGAUCUUCAUGAAGACCCUGACCGGCAAGACCAUUAUCCUGGAGGUGGAGCCCAUUGAUACCAUUGAGAAAGUGAAGGCCAAGAUCCAGGAUAAAGAGGGCAUUCCUCCUGACCAGCAGAGGCUGAUCUUCGCAGGCAAGCAGGUGGAAGAUGGCCACACUCUUUCUGACUACAACAUCCAGAAAGAGUCUACCCUUCGUCUGGUUCUCCGUCUCAGGGGCGGCUAUUAG
Messenger RNA from Dipodomys ordii (Ord's kangaroo rat), 321 nucleotides. RefSeq names its product ubiquitin-like. Gene Ontology annotation, molecular function: protein tag activity; ubiquitin protein ligase binding. NCBI's taxonomy places the organism in Eukaryota, Metazoa, Chordata, Mammalia, Rodentia, Heteromyidae. The transcript has a single exon. Gene Ontology annotation, biological process: protein ubiquitination; modification-dependent protein catabolic process. The coding region runs from base 88 to 321 and encodes 77 amino acids. Gene Ontology annotation, cellular component: nucleus; cytoplasm. The record is from RefSeq and is a predicted model, not a curated record.